Molecule: messenger RNA, 3038 nt
Organism: Physella acuta
Lineage: Eukaryota; Metazoa; Mollusca; Gastropoda; Physidae
Product: DNA excision repair protein ERCC-1
Biological process (GO): mitotic recombination; UV-damage excision repair
Cellular component (GO): nucleus; nucleotide-excision repair factor 1 complex; ERCC4-ERCC1 complex
Molecular function (GO): single-stranded DNA binding; damaged DNA binding
Source: RefSeq, a predicted model, not a curated record
AGCAAGUACAAAGCACGCACAAAGUGAAGACACUAGAUCUAGAACGAGUAAUCAAAACAAUGGCCGAUGAACACAUUUCCACUAGCAAAGAUUCAGACGUUUUACCAGGCAAUGACAUUUCCAAAAUUAAUCCAGCUGGGACCAAAAUUGGAUCCUCCAAUUCAUUAAUAGUCAAUCCAAGACAGCGAGGAAAUCCAAUCCUCAAAUCUGUUCGAAACAUUCCUUGGGAAUAUGGCAAUAUAGUAGCCGAUUAUGUAAUGGGGCAGUCCAACUGUGCAUUAUUUUUAAGUUUGCGUUAUCACCAGCUACACCCAAAUUAUAUUCAUGAAAGACUAAAACAGUUGGGAAAAAGCUAUGAGUUGCGUGUUUUGUUGGUCCAAGUAGAUGUGAAAGACUGUCAUCAUUUGUUGAAAGACCUAGCAAAGAUUUGCAUCCUUGCUGAGUGUACAUUAAUUUUAGCAUUUAGCCCAGAAGAAGCUGGACGUUACCUUGAAACAUAUAAAAUUUUUGAAAAUAAACCCCCUGAAGCAUUAAUGGAAAAAACAGAAGAGAAUUUUAUGGCCAAGUUUACAGACUGUUUAACCCAAGUCAAAUCUGUGAAUAAAACAGACUGCCAAACUCUCAUAUCCCAGUUUGGGAGCCUAGCGAAUGUUAUGGAAGCUGGUCAGGAAGAUUUAUCCUUGUGUCCAGGAUUUGGUCCACAAAAGGCUAAGCGACUUCACCAAAUAUUCCAUGAACCAUUUUUAAGAUCUCAAAAAGGGACAUAAAAUUGCGCUGAUAUGUUCGCCAUACAUAAAGAUGACAAGCACCAUAAAAUUCUGAAUGUAACCAUCAAGGCACUGUAUUCUGUAUGGAAUCCUCUUUGAAAAAAAACUUGUCUGAGCUACUGCAUGUUUACUGCAGAUUAUAUGUGUUUACCAAAUCUGCCCCAAUUUUGUGAGUCAAACUCACUUGUGAGAAAUAAUUCAUGUUGCAUAUAAUUGGUAAAAAAUGUAAGAGGCUGAACUGUUUAAAAAUAAGUAGUAUUAAAAAAUUCUCUAUUGAACUGUAUAGAAGUACAAACUAUGAAACACUUAAACUCAACCGAUUGUGAUGUAGCAUAUUUUAAAACAUAAAAUUCUGCAGUUAUGGUUAGUGAUAAAUUGUAGGUCUCAGAUUUUAUUACAGCAAAUCAAUCAUGUUUUAAAUGAAAUUCUCUUUAUCUUAAUGCAGAUAAUUGAGUUGUGUAUGUGGAAUGAGAUUCAGUUAAUUGCAUUUGCACGGUGAUUAUUGCAGGGUCCAUAGCCAAAUCCCAAAAGAAAAUUCAAGGCUUUUUCAAGGUUUUCAAGGUGAUUUUGGGGGGAAUUUCAAGGUAUAAACUACCACUAACGGGCAUUACAAUGAGGGUGAUGUAUGUUUUUUGCACAUACAAUUUUUGAAAUAAUGUUGGUGUUAUUACAAAAUUAUCUAAGUCAGGAGAUUGUCUGAGAGUCCAGCAUAAUCCCAUUUGCAAUCAGUAUCUUUGGUGUCAAAUGACACUCCUCCAACUUCUAGUUUCAGAAAAACCUCUUUCAACACUGGCUUGACCAUGUGACAGAAGCAAUAGAUCUCUAACAAUUUUCCAAAUGUUCACAUAAGAAAUUUUGCUACCAAGCUGUUCUAUGAAAAAAAUGUCCAGCCUAUCAUGUUCUCAAUUAGAUUUAGAUAGACAACCAUUUAGAGUACAUGUAUCUAUGAAUGUUGAAAAUUGAAACAGAACUUGGUCACACUCAGCUGAUUCAGUUUCCAUUUGUUGACUAGGAUGUGAAGAAUUCCCUUCAUUUUUUUGGUGAACUGGCUCUAUUUUUUUUAAACAUUUGCAUUAGGCUAAGUCUCUCACUAAUGACUAAAGUAAUGGAGAUUUCAAAAAAAAAAAUUGAUGAAAAUCCGAUCAAAGUUGUCUUACAAUCAGAUUUGAAAUUGAGAAUUUGAAGCUCAUUUGCUUUUUUUAUUUUUUCUAGAGACUUUAUUAGAGAGUCAGCAACAAACCCAACUUCGAUUGAAUGACUUGUCAAUGUCAAGUGCUAAUCAGAAUCAGGUCAUUAUACAUAAAAGGAAGCAUUGGUUCGUCUGUCUGAUAGUCCUUUAAAAAGGACUCUGCACAUAUAUAGAAACAAAAAAAAAACAACCUAGCUAUGCUUGUAGAAAUUAUCCUGCUUAAUGUCACAAAUGAUCUCACGCUUUUUAAAAGAUUAUUACCUCCCCCCCCCCCUCAGUCACACAUCACAAAAAGCCAGGCCCCGCCCUCUAAAAUGACGUCACACCUCAGCCUAUAACCCCUCCCACACCCCCACCCCCUUGAUUGCAGUUCAAUUUUUCUUAAAAUAGGAUUUUUUUCCCAAAAUCUUGUCUGAACUCUGUCAAAAUUAGAGUAUUUUAAUCAAUUCCUUUUACAAUUUAUUAAAACAGUUUUCUAAAAUGCUAAAAUUCGUUUUCUGACAUUGCUUUUUAAUAAUGCAAAAGUGUGAUGUCACACGAUCUGACCCCCCCCCCCCAUCACACACCGUCACACGAUUACGGAUCCCCCCUCCCCCUACGAGUGUGACGUCAUUUAUGGACGACCCCAAUGUCCCCACCUAUGAUAUACAUGAUGACGUAAAGAAAUAUCGUGGAAGUUUUAAGUUGGUUCAUAUCGCGGAAUAACAGAAUUAAGUUUUUUUUUUUUAAAACAAGUAACUACGCUAGUAAUACUCAUGUCAGAGAUGUAGCCGCCCGAUAAAGUGAAAAGCGGAUUUUUUUUUACAAGCGGAUGGGAGGGGGCAGUGACAGCGGCAAUUUUCUCAAACACGGUAAUUCGAGGCUUCUUAAACAUUUCAAGGACGUUUUAUCACAGUAAAAAUCAAUUAGAUCUAGACCCUGCUAGAUGGUGUAACUAAAUUAUAGCAGACCUACAUAUUUUGUUCAAUGACCUAAAACGAUGCAGAUCUAGUUUUUGUUUUCGCUUUAAUCUAGCAGUAAGCCCAAUAUUAAAGAUAACCACGUUAAAAUUAGAUAAACAUCGUUUGUAGAACUGCCUUGAC